Molossus molossus (Pallas's mastiff bat) is the source of this 4495-nucleotide messenger RNA. It is a transcript of the gene ADCY9, whose product is annotated as adenylate cyclase 9. Gene Ontology annotation, molecular function: adenylate cyclase activity. Lineage: Eukaryota; Metazoa; Chordata; Mammalia; Chiroptera; Molossidae. Bases 41 to 4102 code for a protein of 1353 amino acids. Gene Ontology annotation, biological process: adenylate cyclase-activating G protein-coupled receptor signaling pathway; intracellular signal transduction; cyclic nucleotide biosynthetic process. The record is from RefSeq and is a predicted model, not a curated record. The transcript is spliced from 10 exons.
CGGUGACCCCAGCCCAGGGUGGCUACGAGCGCGCGGCAACAUGGCUUCCCCGCCCCACCAGCAGCUGCUGCAGCACCAUAGCACCGAGGUGAGUUGUGACUCCAGCGGAGACAGCAACAGCGUGAGGGUCAAAAUCAACCCCAAGCAGCUGUCGUCCAACAAUCACCCCAAACACUGCAAGUACAGCAUCUCCUCCAGUUGUAGCAGCUCCGGGGACUCAGGCGGCGUCCCACGGAGAGUGGGCGUCGGAGGCCGCCUGCGCAGGCAGAAGAAACUGCCCCAGCUGUUCGAGAGGGCCUCCAGCCGGUGGUGGGACCCCAAGUUCGACUCCGUGAACCUGGAGGAGGCUUGCCUGGAGCGCUGCUUCCCACAAACCCAGCGCCGCUUCCGGUACGCACUCUUCUACAUCGGCUUCGCCUGCCUGCUCUGGAGCAUCUAUUUUGGGGUCCACAUGAGAUCCAAACUGAUUGCCAUGGCAGCCCCUGCUCUGUGCUUCCUCGUGGUGUGUUUGGGCUUUUUCCUGUUUACCUUCACCAAGCUGUAUGCCCGACAUUAUGUGUGGACCUCGCUGGUUUUCACCCUCCUGGUUUUCACCCUGACCCUGGCUGCCCAGGUUCAGGUUCUGACGCCCCUCUCAGGACGUGUUGACAGCUCCAAUCAUACUCCCGCAGCUAAGUCCACAGACAUUUGCUUAUCUCAAGUGGGGAGCUUUUCCAUGUGCAUUGAAGUGCUGUUUUUGCUCUACACAGUCAUGCACUUACCUUUGUACUUGAGCUUGUUUUUGGGAGUGGCAUAUUCUGUUCUUUUUGAGACCUUUGGCUAUCAUUUCCAAGAUGAAGACUGCUUCCCCUCACCUGGAGCAGGGCCCCCGCACUGGGAGCUGCUGAGCCGAGCCCUGCUCCAUGUCUGCAUUCACGCCAUUGGGAUCCACCUAUUCAUCAUGUCCCAGGUGAGAUCCAGGAGUACUUUCCUCAAGGUGGGACAGUCCAUUAUGCACGGGAAGGAUCUGGAAGUGGAAAAAGCUCUGAAAGAGAGGAUGAUUCAUUCUGUGAUGCCAAGAAUCAUAGCUGAUGACUUGAUGAAACAGGGGGAUGAAGAGAGUGAGAAUUCUGUGAAAAGGCAUGCCACCUCCAGCCCCAAGAACAGGAAGAAAAAGUCUUCCAUACAGAAAGCCCCUAUAGCAUUCCGCCCAUUUAAGAUGCAGCAGAUUGAAGAGGUCAGUAUUUUAUUUGCAGACAUUGUGGGCUUCACCAAGAUGAGUGCCAACAAAUCUGCUCACGCCCUGGUAGGUCUCCUCAAUGAUUUAUUUGGUCGCUUCGACCGCUUGUGUGAAGAGACUAAGUGUGAGAAAAUCAGCACCCUGGGAGACUGCUACUACUGUGUGGCAGGGUGCCCUGAGCCCCGGGCUGACCAUGCCUACUGCUGCAUCGAAAUGGGCUUGGGCAUGAUACGAGCCAUCGAGCACUUUUGCCAGGAGAAGAAAGAAAUGGUGAACAUGCGUGUUGGAGUUCACACGGGGACUGUCUUGUGUGGUAUCUUGGGCAUGAGGAGGUUUAAAUUCGACGUGUGGUCCAAUGACGUGAACUUGGCCAAUCUCAUGGAGCAGCUGGGAGUGGCUGGCAAGGUUCACAUUUCUGAGGCCACUGCAAAAUACCUAGAUGAUCGGUAUGAAAUGGAGGAUGGGAGAGUUACUGAACGCCUUGGCCAGAGCGUUGUUGUUGACCAGUUGAAAGGUUUGAAGACAUACCUGAUAGCGGGUCAGAGAGCGAAGGAGUCUCGUUGCAGCUGUACAGAGGCCUUGCUUUCUGGCUUUGAGGUCAUUGACGGCUCACAGGUGUCCUCAGGUCCUAGGGGACAGGGGACAGCAUCACCAGGGAGUGUCAGUGACUUGGCGCAGACUGUCAAAACCUUUGAUAACCUUAAGACCUGCCCUUCGUGCAGAAUCACGUUUGCUCCCAACUCGGAAGCUGGCGCAGAAGGAGGAGCAGUGCAAAAUGGCUGUCAGGAGGAGCAUAAAAACACCACCAAGGCUUCUGGAGGACAUAAUUCCAAAACGCAGAAUGGACUGCUGAGCCCUCCCCAAGAGGAGAAGCUCACUAACAGCCAGACCUCCCUAUGUGAGAUCUUACAGGAAAAGGGAAAGUGGGCAGGAGUCAGUUUGGACCAGUCUGCUCUCCUUCCACUGAGAUUCAAGAAUAUCCGGGAGAAAACAGAUGCCCACUUCGUUGAUGUUAUCAAAGAAGACAGCCUGAUGAAAGAUUACUUUUUUAAGCCACCCAUUAAUCAGUUCAGCUUGAACUUCCUGGAUCAGGAGCUAGAGCAAGCCUAUAGGACCAGCUAUCAGGAAGAGGUUAUGAAGAAUUCUCCCGUGAAGACCUUUGCCAGUGCCACCUUCAGCUCCCUCCUGGAUGUAUUUCUGUCAACAACAGUGUUUUUGAUUCUCUCCAUCACCUGCUUCCUGAAGUAUGGGGCUGCCACCACACCUCCCCCGCCAGCCACCCUGGUGGUCUUCGGGGUGGCCCUGCUACUGGAGGUGCUGUCUCUCGUGGUCUCUGUCAGGAUGGUGUUUUUCCUGGAGGAUGUGAUGGCUUGUACUAAGCGCCUGCUAGAGUGGAUAGCUGGCUGGCUCCCACGCCAUUUCAUUGGGGCCAUCCUGGUGUCACUUCCUGCUCUCGCAGUCUAUUCACACAUCACUUCUGAAUUUGAGACAAACAUACACUUCACCGUGUUCAUGGCCUCGGCCGUUCUCAUCGCUGUCGUGCACUACUGUAACUUCUGCCAGCUCAGCUCCUGGAUGCGGUCCUCCCUGGCCACCGUCGUCGGGGCUGGGCCCCUGCUUCUGCUCUACAUCUCCCUGUGCCCAGACAGUUCCAUAGUAAUUUCACACUUUGGUGCAGUACAGAAUUUCAGUUCUGAGAGGAAUCCGUGCAAUAGUUCAUUGCUGCAUGACAGCAGGAGACCAGCCAGCCUGAUUGGCCAGGAGGUGAUUCUCGUCUCCUUUCUCCUGAUCUUGUUGGUCUGGUUCCUGAAUCGAGAAUUCGAAGUCAGCUACCGCCUUCACUACCACGGGGACGUGGAGGCAGACCUUCACCGCACCAAGAUCCAGAGCAUGAGGGACCAAGCUGACUGGCUGCUUAGGAACAUCAUCCCCUACCAUGUGGCUGAGCAGCUGAAGGUUUCCCAGACCUACUCCAAGAACCAUGACAACGGGGGAGUCAUCUUUGCCAGCAUUGUCAACUUUAGUGAGUUCUAUGAGGAGAACUAUGAGGGAGGCAAGGAGUGCUAUCGGGUCCUCAACGAGCUGAUUGGGGACUUCGACGAACUUCUGAGCAAGCCAGACUACAGCAGCAUUGAGAAGAUUAAGACCAUUGGGGCCACGUACAUGGCUGCAUCGGGGCUGAAUGCUACACAGUGCCAGGAUGGCAGCCACCCGCAGGAACACCUGCAGAUUCUGUUUGAGUUUGCCAAGGAGAUGAUGCGUGUGGUGGAUGACUUCAACAACAACAUGCUGUGGUUCAACUUUAAGCUCAGAGUCGGCUUCAACCACGGACCCCUGACAGCAGGGGUCAUUGGCACUACCAAGCUGCUGUAUGACAUCUGGGGAGACACUGUCAACAUUGCCAGCAGGAUGGACACCACAGGAGUGGAGUGCCGCAUACAGGUGAGUGAAGAAAGCUACCGUGUCCUCAGCAAGAUGGGCUAUGACUUUGACUACAGGGGCACGGUGAAUGUCAAGGGUAAAGGUCAGAUGAAGACCUACCUUUACCCAAAGUGCACAGACAAUGGGGUAGUGCCGCAGCACCAGCUGUCCAUCUCCCCAGACAUCCGAGUCCAGGUGGACGGCAGCAUCGGACGGUCUCCCACAGACGAGAUUGCCAACCUGGUGCCUUCUGUACAGAACAUGGACAAGACAUCUCUGGGUUCUGAGAACAACACACAGGCCAAGGACCCUCACAUGUCUUCUAAGAGACCCUGGAAAGAGCCUGUCAAAGCCGAAGAAAGGUGUCGAUUUGGCAAAGCCAUAGAUAAAAGUGACUGUGAAGAUAUGGGGAUGGAAGAAGCCAAUGAACUCACCAAGCUCAAUGUCUCAAAGAGGGUGUGACGCAGCACCUGAACGCUGCCCACGGUGCUCUGUUCAUCAAAACACAAUAACAUUUAUAUUUGGCUGUUGUGCGUUCCAAGCGCCACAGUUUCCAUCCCCAGAUGUAGUGUCAUGUGGUCAUUGCAGCCCUAACUUCUGUGUAGAUCACAGUUAUUCAGGGUUCGUUUUCAUCCAUUUCUUUCCUUUUCUCCCACUGGAACCCUCUCCCCUUGGUGUAACCAUUCGGCAGCGUGGAGAACAAGUGCCUUCAGAGGCUGGCUGUGGCUUUGGAGUCUGGGGAAAGAGGCCACAGGAUGGAGGUCAUGGCAUUAGGUAUUGAUGGACUUUUGAGUCAUGGCAUUAGAGAUUGUCGGACUUUUAAGACAAAAGCUGUGGUUAAGAUAUCAUUUUUAU